This is a messenger RNA of Prunus armeniaca (apricot), 1035 nucleotides long. NCBI's taxonomy places the organism in Eukaryota, Viridiplantae, Streptophyta, Magnoliopsida, Rosales, Rosaceae. The record is from the annotation of a GenBank genome assembly.
AUGGUCUUCUCCCUUAAGGCAGUGGACCAGGGUAUUAAUUGGGCCAUGCAGUUGGGCCUUAACCCAGCCUUGUCUUCCUCCCCAAAAUUGAAUUAUUGGUACUCGCGCGCCAGAUCAAAAUCCAAGCUCCUCCACUCUCCCAUGGCCUCGCCCAACCUCUACCCCAUCGUCGACGACAAGGACCUAGACGACGCCGCUUUGUGGGCAGUCAUCGACUCUGCCGCCGCCUCACACUCCUCCUCCAAGUACAAGCCCCAAUCCUGCAAGCCCCUCGCAAUCAAAUACCCAAAUUACCCUUCUCCUCCUCCGAAGCUCUUCAAGACCCCGCGGCUCCCCUUCUCCAACGACUCAGGCUCAAAGUCGUCGUCGACGGAGGGCGAGGUCGUCGAGGACCCCUCGGCUUUCCAUCCGCCGAGGAAAAUCGCCAGAACCUCUUCUUCUGGAGUAAACGACACCAGUCCUCUUGUCGUAGUCCGAAAUGUACAGCGAACGACGCCGACCACGCCUACGACACCGUUUUACUCGUCCCCGGAGACGCGCGUGUCGCCUGGCAUCGGGAAUUAUGCUAGCCCUGUGAGCUAUGCCCAGAGAGAUGAGGGGGAUAAUAGCUCUGGCUCUGUGCAUAGCUUGACCGGGAGGUUCCCUUCAGUUUCUUUGUUCAAGGAGUAUCAGAAUGCGGCAAUGGCGAUUUUGGAGAAAACAGAUUACACUAUGAUUUCUGGGCAUCCUUUCAUCAAAAAGUCAGGUUGGAGGAAGAUAUCAUUUUACUUCAAUCUCUCCUUUGAGAUCAAAGACAAGACCAUUGAGUUUGAUGAGAACCGGAAUGUUCUGCGCGCUGAAUUUGUGGUUCGGGCACAUAUGCAGGGCGGGAGGUUCUCAGACGGAUGGGGCGCGUGUGACCGGCGUGAGAAGAAAUUCAAUAAGCCAAAUCAUGAUAUUCCGAGUACAGCAGAGACCAGGGCCAAAAGCAAAGCAUCUCAGGACCUGCUAGGAAUUGGAGAGUACCGACCAGGUGCAAGCCAAUUCCACCAUUAA